GAGGGGAAAAGGGGAGGGGAAGAGGAAGACGGAAUUUCAUCUCAUCGGUCAUUUCUGGGAUGCUGUGCCACUCCCAUCUCCACCGCAAUCCGACGAUCUGAUUCUGAGCAGCCCACCAACAACACCACCCCUUCCUUUUCUUAAUUCGCGCACAGGGGUUUUCCUUUUCUGUUCGAUCCUCUUCAAUUUUGCUUCUGCUCCCUCACUUCGAUCUCCUGCUGCCUUCACUCCUUUACCAAUGGAAAUGUGUUAGAUACAUAACCCCUGCCCUCCCCUCAGAAUAACACUGCAAAACAACCAUCUUUUCACCACAACUCUUUCUCUUAUCAUGGCGGUUCCUGAGAAUGUUGGACCCAAAAUCGGUUCUCCAAGUCAAACUUUGGAAAAUACCAUGGUUUCCUCCGAUUCUAAUGACCCCAACGAUGUUGAGACUCAGAAGCCCAACAGCGAUUCUACGGUCCCCAUGAAUGGAGAACCCGACUUUCAUUCCAACGGCAGUGAUCACGAUGUACAGAAGAAGGCACAGCUCAAGGAGAGACCAGCUACCGCUGCUUCCUUUUCACUUCCUUCAGCCAAUUUCAAGCCUCAAAUGCCUCAGAUGCCCAACGGGUUUGAAGCUAAUGCCCAGACGCUGAUGGUGAAGUCUGCUGCCGGGUAUGGGAUGAAUCAGAGGCCUAACGGAGUGAUAAAUGGAGCGGAUGGAGGAGAAAACUUUAAGAGGGACAUGAGCGAUCUGGAGGACUUACUAUCCAAAUUGAAUCCCAUGGCUGAGGAGUUUAUCCCUCCUUCGCUUGGUAAAAAUUUGUCUGGUUACUUCGGCGCUGGUGGGCUUGGGUAUACUAACGACUUUCUAUUGCAAGCUAAUUCUGUCAACAACGAAGGGCAUAUGAAUCGAAGGAAGAAGAAUGGUUUUAGCCAAGGGAGACGGAGGAUGAAUAAUAAGAUGAAUGCGGUGAAGAGGGAUGAGAUGACCCGGAGGACGGUGUAUGUAUCAGACAUCGAUCAGCAGGUGACUGAAGAGCUACUUGCUACUGUCUUUGCUGGCUGUGGAGAGGUUGUUGACUGUCGUAUCUGCGGUGAUCCCAACUCCAUUCUUCAUUUUGCCUUCAUUGAGUUCACGGAUGAAGAGGGUGCAAGAGCUUCCUUGAGUCUUUCAGGGACAGUUCUUGGUUUCUAUCCAGUUAGAGUGCUGCCCUCAAAAACUGCCAUAGCACCUGUCAAUCCUGACUUUUUACCCAGGUCGGAUGAUGAACGUGAGAUGUGCUCAAGAACUAUCUAUUGUACAAAUAUUGACAAGAAGGUUACUCAAGCAGAGGUCAAGCUGUUCUUUGAAUCACUAUGUGGAGAGGUUCAGCGCCUUAGGCUACUUGGAGAUUAUCAUCAUUCCACUCGUAUAGCUUUUGUUGAGUUUACCAUGGCUGAGAGUGCAAUUGCUGCACUUAAUUGCAGUGGAGUGGUGUUGGGUUCCCUGCCAAUAAGGGUAAGCCCAUCAAAGACCCCAGUUCGCCCUCGCUCUCCUCGUGCCCAGCUGAACUGAUGCUCCCUGCUUCUAUCCCAUGUCGGCCUAGUGCCCAAUAGAUAUAUUUAUAUAUAUAUUGCAUAUAUAUAUUAUGGUUAUAGAGAUAUUUCCAAAGGGGUUGUGGGGUUUGGUGGUGCAUGAUCCUCUGCAGUGGAGUUGAGUUGGUACCUUUUGGUGUACCUAGAACUAGGUGUUGUUGGUGAAUGAGAUAUGCGUUUAGUUUUUUUUUUUUUUUUUUUUUUUUUUUUUUUUUUUUUUUU
Molecule: messenger RNA, 1779 nt
Organism: Cucurbita maxima (winter squash)
Lineage: Eukaryota; Viridiplantae; Streptophyta; Magnoliopsida; Cucurbitales; Cucurbitaceae
Product: polyadenylate-binding protein-interacting protein 12-like
Exons: 12
Coding region: 329-1537 (402 amino acids)
Molecular function (GO): RNA binding
Source: RefSeq, a predicted model, not a curated record